CCUGUUCAUAUGUCCCGGCGAGACGUUGCGGACUGAGCGUGUGUGUGUACAUAGAGGAUGGCUCAGUGCUCAGGUGCAGACAGCAGGCUCUGGGAACCAGUCAAUCAGGCAGCAGGACCAGUUCAUUUACCCAGACGACAGAGCACUCUGCUGGGUUAGGGGCUGGAGCUUGAGCCCUCGCUUGGACCUCAAACCCUGGAGCUCCAGUGAUGUACCUGUAACUGUUUUUAUACAUUAUUCCUAAUCAGGAGGACAAUUUCACCUGACUGUGGAUAACAUAAAAAUAUUAGUUUUUGUAGUUGCUAUAAUUGUCCCUUGUUUAGCACUUUGAGGACUGAGAAGUGGAAGCAGCUGCCUUCACAGCGCUGGAGCUUGAGGAGUAUGUCCUGUCCCUGCCCUGCCCCAAACUGGACCUUUGCAUCUGGCCAGUGUGGAUAACUACUGAGGGAGAUAAAGAACAAAAGAAAGAGGGAAAUCUUGAAAACGAGGAGAGGAAGAUCCCUCCUCUCACACACCUGUGAGGGCUCCUUCUCUGACAAAAGAUAGCAGAGGAUAUUGGAGGAACAAAAAGACAAUUAGGAGCUAAGAAGAAAAGGCUAAAGAGAAGACUUUGGGUCUCCAUCCCUCCAUUCAUCCCUCCUUCAACUGUUUCCCACCUGUGAGGAUUAAUUGGACUGGAGCAGCAUGGCGCAUGCCGCCUCGCAGCUGAAGAAAAGGGCGGAUGAGAACCUCACUGCGUUGGAGGACGAGAAGGAGAAGAAGAAGGCAGCAAGGAAACGUUCUCGCGAAUUGAAGAAAAAGACGGAUGUAAACGCCAGUUAUCUGAGAUCAGCUCGGGCCGGGAACCUCGAGAAAGCUUUGGACUACCUGAAGAAUGGAGUGGACAUUAAUAUUUGCAAUCAGAACGGUCUGAAUGCUCUCCAUCUGGCCUCGAAGGAGGGCCAUGUGGAAGUGGUGGCUGAGCUCAUCAAGCAGGGCGCCAACGUGGACGCAUCCACUAAGAAAGGAAACACAGCCCUCCACAUAGCCUCCCUUGCUGGGCAGACAGACGUGGUGAAGGAACUUGUCACCCACAGCGCCAAUGUCAAUGCACAAUCUCAGAAUGGCUUCACUCCGCUUUAUAUGGCGGCGCAGGAGAACCACAUGGAGGUGGUGCAGUACUUGUUGGACCACGGCUCCAGUCAGAGCAUCGCCACUGAGGAUGGUUUCACCCCCCUGGCGGUGGCGUUGCAGCAGGGCCACGACCAGGUGGUUUCCCUCCUGCUGGAAAACGACACCAAGGGGAAGGUCCGCCUGCCUGCGCUGCACAUCGCCGCGCGGAAAGACGACACAAAGGCCGCCGCGCUCCUCCUCCAGAACGACCACAACGCUGACGUGGAGUCCAAGAUGAUGGUGAAUAGAACAACAGAGAGCGGUUUCACUCCCCUCCAUAUUGCGGCUCACUACGGCAAUAUCAACGUAGCAACGCUCCUGCUUAACAGAGGGGCAGCUGUGGACUUCAAGGCGAGGAAUGACAUAACACCGCUGCACGUAGCAUCCAAACGUGGGAAUGGCAACAUGGUGCGACUGCUGCUGGAGAGAGGGUCCAAGAUAGACGCACGGACCAAGGACGGUCUGACUCCUCUGCACUGCGGAGCCAGGAGUGGUCAUGAGCAGGUGGUGGAGAUGCUGCUGGACAGAGGAGCGCCGAUACUCUCAAAGACAAAGAACGGAUUGUCUCCGCUCCACAUGGCGACGCAGGGCGACCACCUCAACUGCGUCCAGCUGCUGCUGCACCACGAGGUGCCCGUGGACGACGUGACCAACGACUACCUGACGGCGCUGCACGUGGCCGCCCACUGCGGCCACUACAAGGUGGCAAAGGUCAUCGUGGACAAGAAGGCCAACCCCAACGCCAAGGCACUGAAUGGUUUCACUCCUCUGCACAUUGCCUGCAAGAAAAACAGAGUCAAGGUGAUGGAGCUGCUUCUGAAGCACGGGGCGUCGAUACAGGCAGUCACUGAGUCUGGUCUGACUCCGAUCCAUGUUGCAGCCUUUAUGGGACACGACAACAUUGUGCAUCAGCUGAUCCACCAUGGGGCUUCCCCAAACACAAGCAAUGUGAGGGGGGAGACGGCGCUCCACAUGGCAGCGAGAGCCGGACAGACGAACGUGGUCCGAUAUCUGAUCCAGAAUGGAGCACGUGUCGAUGCCAAGGCCAAGGACGAGCAGACUCCGCUGCACAUCUCAAGCCGUCUUGGUAAGCAAGACAUCGUCCAACAGCUGCUGGCAAACGGAGCAUGCCCAGAUGCCACCACCAACUCCGGAUACACACCUUUACACCUGGCCGCCAGGGAGGGACACAGAGACGUGGCUUCAGGGCUACUGGAUCAAGGAGCUAGUCUGGGCAUCAUUACCAAGAAGGGCUUCACUCCUUUACAUGUAGCUGCAAAGUACGGGAAGAUCGAGGUCGCCAACCUGCUGCUGCAGAAAAAUGCUCCGUCUGAUGCUGCUGGGAAGAGUGGACUAACUCCACUGCAUGUGGCAGCACACUACGAUAACCAGAAGGUGGCGCUGCUCUUGCUCAACCAGGGAGCGUCACCGCAUGCUGCUGCAAAGAACGGUUACACACCGCUCCACAUUGCAGCCAAGAAAAAUCAGAUGGAGAUAACCACCACGUUACUGGAGUACGGCGCCUCCACCAACACGGUGACCCGCCAGGGGAUCACGCCUCUGCACCUCGCAGCACAGGAAGGCAACGUGGACAUAGUGACGCUGCUGCUGGCUCGAGACGCUCCGAUAAACAUGAGCAAUAAGUCUGGUCUGACUCCGCUCCACCUGGCUGCCCAGGAGGAUAAAGUCAACGUUGCUGAGGUCUUAGUCAACCAGGGAGCGACUAUAGACCCUGAGACCAAGCUGGGAUACACUCCUCUCCAUGUGGCCUGUCACUACGGCAAUGUAAAGAUGGUAAAUUUCCUGCUGAAAAAUCAGGCGAAGGUCAACGCUAAGACCAAGAAUGGUUACACACCUCUCCAUCAGGCUGCACAGCAGGGGCACACACACAUCAUCAACUUGCUGCUACAUCAUGGAGCAUCGCCUAACGAACUCACAACUAAUGGGAACAGCGCCCUGUCCAUUGCCAGGAGGCUCGGCUACAUCUCUGUAGUCGACACACUCAAAGUGGUCACAGAGGAGACUUUGACCACUCAGACUGUGUCUGAGAAGCAUAAGAUGAACGUUCCAGAGACCAUGAACGAGGUGCUGGACAUGUCCGAUGAUGAAGGUGACGAUGCCAUGACGGGGGAAACAGACAAAUAUCUGGCCCCCCAGGACCUGCGGGAGCUGGGGGACGACUCGCUCCCUCAGGAGGGCUACAUGGGCUUCAGUGUUGGUGCGCGGUCACAGAGUCCCAAAGUCAGCCUGCGUUCCUUCAGUUCUGAUAGGUCCCACACGCUGAACCGGAGCUCGUUCACGCGGGACAGCAUGAUGAUAGAGGAGAUGCUGGCCCCCAAUAAGGAGAUGAUGCUCUGUAAGGAAAGGUCUUUCAUAGUAGAGCAACACAAUAAGCAUUUGGCGGUGGCUAAGGACUGUGACAACGACUCUCUGAGGAGAUACAGCUGGACUGCAGACGCACUGGACAAUGUCAACCUGGUCUCCUCGCCAAUACACUCUGGUUUUUCCUCUCCGCUCCCGCAGUACGACAGCAGGUUCUUGGUCAGCUUCAUGGUCGACGCCAGGGGCGGCUCCAUGAGAGGAAGUCGUCACAACGGCAUGCGCAUCAUCAUCCCCCCCAGAAAGUGCACAGCGCCCACCAGGAUCACCUGUCGACUGGUCAAGAGACACAAACUGGCGUCGCCUCCUCCCAUGGUGGAAGGAGAAGGCCUGGCCAGCCGACUGGUUGAGGUCGGCCCGGCAGGAGCUCAGUUCCUCGGGCCCGUGAUAGUGGAGAUUCCUCAUUUUGGCUCGAUGCGGGGCCAAGAGAGAGAGCUGAUCCUGCUGCGCAGCGAGAACGGAGAAAGCUGGAAGGAGCAUCUGUACGACUAUAAGAGCGAUGGCCUCAGUCAGCUGCUCAGUGGGAUGGAUGAAGAACUGGACAGUCCUGAGGAGCUGGAGAAGAAGAGAAUCUGCCGCAUCAUCACCAAGGACUUCCCACAGUACUUUGCUGUUGUGUCUCGAAUCAGGCAGGAGACUAAUCAAAUGGGACCAGAGGGCGGGACUCUGUGCAGCCGGAGCAUCCCGUUGGUUCAGGCUUCCUUCCCUGAGGGGGCGCUAACCAAGAAGAUCAAAGUUGGACUCCAGGCCCAGCCGGUGCCCGAUGAGACUGUGAAGAAAAUCCUUGGUAACCGAGCAACCUUCAGCCCCAUCGUUACCGUGGAGCCCAGAAGAAGGAAGUUCCACAAGCCCAUCACCAUGACAAUCCCAGUCCCGCCCCUCUCAGGGGAGGGUCUUACAAACGGCUACAAAGGAGACUGUACUCCAUGUCUCCGCCUUCUCUGUAGCAUUACAGGUGGUACGUCCCCAGCACAGUGGGAAGACAUCACUGGCACAACUCCCCUCACCUUCAUCAAUGACUGUGUCUCUUUCACCACUAAUGUCUCAGCCAGGUUCUGGUUAGCGGACUGCCACCAGAUCCCAGAGACAGUGGGCUUGGCCAUGCAGCUGUACAGGGAGCUCAUCUGUGUGCCCUACAUGGCCAAAUUUGUGGUGUUUGCAAAGACGAAUGACCCAGUGGAGUCCAGUCUCAGGUGCUUCUGUAUGACGGACGACAAGGUGGAUAAGACCCUAGAGCAGCAGGAGAACUUUGAGGAGGUGGCCAGGAGCAAAGACAUAGAGGUUCUGGAGGGCAGGCCCAUCUAUGUGGACUGCUAUGGAAACUUGGCUCCUCUGACUAAAGGUGGACAGCAGUUAGUUCUUAACUUCUACGCCUUCAAGGAGAACCGUUUGCCCUUCUGUGUCAAGGUGAGAGAUCCCAGCCAGGAGCCCUGCGGCCGUCUUACGUUCCUUAAAGAGUGUAAGACUAUAAAAGGCCUUCCACAAACUGCCGUGUGCAACCUGAACAUCACGCUUCCUGCAGUGAAAAAGGAAAUGGAGUCAGAUGCAGAGGAUGAGACUGAAAAGCCAGAGCGACGUCAUACCUUUGCAUCCCUAGCCUUACGUAAGCGCUUCAGCUAUCUGGCCGAGCCUGCACUGAAAACCACAGUUGAACGAAGCACAACAGCAAGAACACUGCCUGCUGGUUACCCUCACAAACCUGUCUUUCCAACCAGACCUUACCCACCAUGGUCGACUGCUCCUAUUACCGUCCCUGGUCAAACAAGGCCCGUCGGAGUGGGGGGUUCCCUCACCUCUACCGAUUCACCGACAGGCUCACCAGCUGCUUCUCCAUUGAAAACUACCUGGCCCCUCUCCUCCAUUUCACCUGCAUGUCCUGCAACAAUCAAAGCCACCCUGGGAGACCCACCACACCCUAUCCUGUCAUCCCCAGUUAAAUCAGUUAGCGACGUAUCAACCUCAUCCCCCGUAAGGUCUUACAAGACUAUGCCUUCACCCAUUAAAACUGUUGUCCAGCUGGGUCAGUAUCCUGUCCAGGGGUCUGCCAGCCUUGUGUCCUCUGGGAGCCCAUGUAAACCUGCCACAGAUCCAGCAUCAAUCAAAAUCUUUGCUUCAGCAUACACAUCAAGGACUUCCCCACUUCACGCAAUACCCAAUGGUUCAGUACCAGAGAAGUCAUCAGAUUCUAUUACUGCUCUAGCAUCGCCAAAGACACCUUACAACAUGUACAAUUCUAAUCUGCCUUUUAAAACUGCCCUUGGGUCCACAAUUGCAACAGACGAAGGUGCACCUAACAUUUCCAUCUCCAACAUGUCCUCUUUGAAAACCUCUGUAGAUUCAACACUCUCAUCCAGAGGAGGGAGGUCCUCCCUCUCGUCUCUUUCCUCAACAGGGAAGACAACCAUAGCUUCCUCAGAAUUGUCUAUGAUGAAUGGAUCAGUCUCUCCUGUUAAAUAUCCUUCCUCCUCCUCCACACCAUCCUCCCCUUCUUCUCACCUCCUCUCAGAGAGAUGUAGCAGUCUUCAGGAGAGGAUCCAGGCCACCACCCAAGCAGCAACCUCUGGUGUCAGUGCAGCCAUAAAUGAAGCUAUAGACUCAUAUUCUGUGUCGGGCUAUGGCACUCUUAGAUCACUGUCCUCUUCGCGUAGGUCUGCAGCAGCAAGCUCUGCUUACGGUUCUCUGAGAUCUGCAGCUGCGUCCUCCAACUCAGCAGUUUCUUCUAACGCCGUGACUGUACCUGUGUUUUCAUUAGUUAACGUCAUACCAGAGACCCCUGUCAAACCAGGGCCAGGGUCGCUCAAAAUGGCACUGCCUGAUUCUUCGCAUGUCUCUUCUUCCCCUUUGUCUUCCUGUGUUACCACAUCAAAAAUAAAUUCCCAAAUGAAAUCCCCUCCGUUUAUCACACCAGCCAUCAUCCACCCAACUGGAACUUCUAACCAGGAGAUACUAAAAGAUGUAGCAGACAUGAAAGAGGAUCUGAUCAGAAUGACAGCUAUCUUACAGACAGACACACAGACAGCAGCCAAAACUGUCCAAACAUCACACACUGGCACUCCUAAAGAGACCAAGUUAGAGGAUGAAGAGCCAUUUACUCUAGUGGAGAAAGUGAAAGAAGAUUUAGUGAAAGUCAGUAAGAUAUUACAGAAGGAUGUCAUGAGUGAGGGUAGGGCCAUUGCAGGUAAAGAGAGAGCCUCGGAGGAUGAUUGGGAGGAAUUUUCCAAAGAUGAGAUUGAGGAGGCACAAAGAGGUGCCCUCUCAGAAUAUUACACUCCUUUUGAUGAAAACACACUCCUGCUCAAGCAGCAGUCCAUGUCCAGCAAAGACUUAGAGUUGGCUAAAGUAGUAGACUUUUUAACAAAUGACAUUGGUGCUAGCUCUCUCUCCAGAAUGGCAGAAUUGAAAUGUAGGAAUGAGGAGGAGGCAAAAAGAGCAGGGGAAGAGAAACAGAAACGUGUUCUCAAACCAUCUAUGUCAAUACAAGAGCACAAACUCAAAAUGCCUCCACCGGUCUCAGGCAUGCUUAGGUCUCCCUCAGAGAAGGACCUUAGCAAACUUACUGAAUCAUAUCAAGGGUCGGACACUAUCUUGGAGUCACCCGAGGACCUGUCCCAUGAGCAGGAUAAGAGUCCCCUGUCAGACAGCGGGUUUGAGACCAGAAGUGAAAAGACACCUUCUGCUCCUCAGAGUGCAGAGAGUACAGGACCUAAGCCUUUAUUCACUGAUUCACCCAUCCCUCCCUGUGUAGCUGAGACCAGGACUGAAGUGGUCCACUUUAGAAGCUACGAUGAUCCUUGUGAGCCUUUAUUAAUGGAGGAGGCUGCAUCUGCUCUUCCUUUUAUAGAACCAGAUGCAGCUUCAACUAGGUCCAUGUCAGCCUUACAGAUCAAAAUGCCAGAAGAGGAUUCCAUGAUCAACAAAAGUGUGUGUCUUAAGGAGGAAACCCAUAUUACUACCACUACUAGAAUGGUCUAUCACAAGCCCCAACUAACUGAUGGCGCAGAGCUGAUAGAGGAAGGUAUGUCAGUUAGCGACAUCAUGAAAGCUUUUCAGUCAGGUAGGGACCCAUCUAAAGAACUGGCAGGCCUUUUUGAAUACAAAGCUAGCCAGGAUUCUGUCAAAGGUGAUGAGCUUACUCCUAGAUUUCUUGAGAAAGACAUUAAAUCCAAACCUAAAGUUGAAAGGAUAAUUGAGGUUCAUAUUGAAAAGGGCCACAGCACUGCAGAGCCGACUGAGGUUAUUAUCAGGGAAACCAAGAAACACCCUGAGCUUUAUGUCUACAAAGGGGACCAUGGAAUUAAGGAACUUACUGAUUACGAUGAUGCCCAACCGGAAGAGGAGGAACUUACUGCCGAGGAAUCUCUCCCCUCCUUCCCAGAAACAUCUCGCGUUAACACCCCAGUGUCACAGGAGGAGGACAGUCGCCCAAAUUCUGCCCAGCUGAUAGCAGAUGAUUCGUAUAAAGCACUGAAACUGUUAAGCCAGCACUCCAUAGAAUACUGUGAUGAUGAGCUAUCAGAAAUCAGAGGCGAGUCAUAUAGGUUUGCUGAGAAAAUGCUCCUCUCAGAAAAGCUUGAUGCAUCAUUACUGUCUCACUCUGACACAGAGGAUUCGGCAAUGGUGACAGACAAAAAGCGCCACGUAGGUUCUGAACAGAGUGGUAGCCGUAGCCCUGGGAGUCAGCAGCAUGGAAGCCCUAAAAGAGAGUUUGUUUCUAAGUCAUCAAGAGAUGGGUCCCCUGUCUCUGGUAAAUUUGUGCACAGGGAUGAACCAUCUCAGUUUGAUAAGGUGACAGUGCUUCAUUACUCCACAGAGCAGGGCAGCCCCAAACAUGCUGUUUGGAUGCGUUUUACAGAAGAUAAACAUGACAGGAGCAGAGAUAAGCUCCUUUAUGAGGAUAGGGUGGAUCAAACUGUGAAGGAAGCUGAAGAAAAACUCAGUGAGGUAUCACAAUUCUUCCGGGACAAAACAGAGAAGCUCAAUGAUGAGCUGCAGUCCCCUGAGAAAAAGCCUGUGAGACAAGUGCCAAAGGAACCCAGGUCCUGGCCUAGCUCAGCCUGCAGUACCCCUGAGAAAACACUGCAAAAACCUAAAACGGAAGAGGGCUUCAGUAAAAGUAAACUCAGGGAGCCUUCUGUUGGUAAAAUGUUUGGCAGUACCACUACAACUGUAAAGAAAAGUUCUAGCUUACCAAGCAGUCCCCAGAAAAGCAGUGAGGACAAAAUUAAACAACAAACCAAAACCAGUGAGUCUGAACCCUGUUCUCCCUCUCAUGUAAAAUCAACAUCAAAAGUCAGUGCUGUGAGGAUGAAGUUUGAAUCUGUGGCUCAGAAAUCAAGUCAGUCUAGUCCAACCAAAAUUCCUCCUCCAGUGCAGCCAAAACCGUCAAUAAAGAAACUACAGGAGAGCAAACUUCCUGUUUAUCAGUUUGCUGGCGGAAAAACCUCAAAAGCAUCUGAAACAUCCGAAGAAGUAAGUCCAAAAAAGGUAGGGAAGGACACAGACAUCAGUAAAUCUGCUUUGAUAUCAUCAACAUCUAAAACCCCAAAACAUACAGGAGACAAAUUACCAAACAAAAGCACCCCAGAACCCUCAUUGCAAAGACAAUUUAGUGAAACUGAGACUCACAAAGCAACUACUAAAGGGACAGAUAUCACUUCCACUGUUACUCUGGAAAUUAAAGAAAGCAAUAAAGGUCAGAAAGUCCAGACACCCGUUGUUCAAGAUACUACUAGACUACUAGAGAAAGAUACUGAUGCCAAAAAGUAUCAACAAGUCCCAAAAAGUGAGUCUGCUUCCAAAGAAGUAAUAACAGAAGUAUCAAGAAAAGACACAGACGAACCACUAAACAAAAACCUUAGAAAAAAGACAGAAUGCCAAAGUCCUGUAAGAUUGUCUUCUACUUUAGAUAAUGACCUCACAAAGAAACCGACCAUAGCUAAACCCUCACAGAUCCCCACAUUAUCAAAGAGCAAAAUGCAGAUGAGUCUUGAGACAACCCCGGCAAAAACAGAUCUGACUUUUGAAAUUUUAGAUAAUGCACCCAAAGAUUCAAACUCCAAUAACCUUCCGAGCCCUAGAGACACACUGGAAAAAGUGAUAACUUCUCCAACUGCUAUAACAACCAAAGAAAACUUCAAGGGCAUCAAAACAUUACCUGUUUAUGUCAGUGUCCAGGUGGGAAGGCAAGCAGAGAGGGAGGCCAAAGGGUCACUGUACACAGUCAAACAGAAAUCAAAUACAGCACUUAGCCCCAUAAGCCCCGAUGAUGACACACUAGAACAGGUCUCUUUUAUAGAUAGCUCAGGGAAAAGCCCUCUUACACCAGAGACACCCAGCUCUGAGGAGGUCAGCUAUGACCUCAUGCCCAGGACCCCUGAUGGCUUUAUGGGAUUCAUGCCAGGGAAACCCAGUCCCAUCAUGGAGGUAUCUGAAGAAUCAGAGGAAGAUGAAAGCAAAGUUGUUUUCUCUUUUAAAGAGGUCCUACCAGAAAGCAAUACUAGUGUUCACAGCACCCAAGCAGACCUUGCUAAUGCAAAUGAGAAAGAAACGCCAAAAAAUGAUAACCAGCAGGAAAUAACUUGUAAUUUCAACCAGCAAGGAACAGCAAUCAAUGGCAGGCAUGAUGAAACAUCAGAGCAGGAGCACAAUGAGGUGUCAAAAGACAAAGGUAUCGCUUAUAUUGAGUUCCCUCCCCCUCCUCCUCUAGACUCGGCUUCAGAAAGGUCAGACUCAGAAAGGAAAGGUUCCUGUGCUUCUUCAGAAACUGAGACAGAAAUGAUGGAGGUGAACCUACAGGAGGAACAUGACAAGCAUCUACUAACAGAGCCAAUUAUACGUAUCCAACCCCCUUCCCCAGUGUCCCCAGGGGAAGAUGACAGUCAAUCAAAUGAUGAAGAGGCAGGAGAAGACAAGGAUGAGUCAAUUUUUCAGCCAAUUCCUUGUAGGAAAUUAUCUUGCAAACAUCCUGAGGAGGAGGAGGAGGAGAAGAAGAGGAAGGAGAAGGAGAAGGCAUCUAAAUCUAAAAAACAUGACAAAAAUGGAAAUAACAAAGAAACUAAUGGUGGGACCAAUGGGUCCAAUGGUUCUAACGGUUCUAAUGGCAAAGGAGAGGAGAAUGAAUAUGAACAAAAUGGAAAUGACCAGUCAAUUACAGACUGUUCAAUAGCUACAACGGCAGAAUUUUCUCAUGACACAGAUGCGACAGAGAUAGAUUCCCUAGAUGGAUAUGAACUUCAGGAUGAGGAUGAUGGCCUGUGUGAGCAGGCAGAUAUACGGCUGUUUGGUCUUCCAGAAAGCAGGAGAGACGUCUGGGCAACAGACACAUUUAGGUCAACUGACCGCUCUUUUCCUCCAACCAAACUGGAAGUUAUAGAAGAGGAGAAAACCCCAGAGGAAUGUCAAAAGGACGAAAAAGAUACCCCCUCAAAUGGUGCAAUACCUGAUGGUGUUAGUAAGGAUGGGGUUAAAAGUCAGGAACAAAACAAGACAGAUAAAGAAGGAUUUUCAGACACUUACUUUAGUUAUAAGUUAGAAGAGGAGUUUAAUUCUCCUUUUAAGACUGUUGCCACUAAGGGGCUGGACUUUGACCCCUGGCCCAGUAAAGGCGGAGAAGAAGAAGUCGUUGACAUGGGAGGGACAAGGGGAAGCAAUGGUGAGCCUAAACCUUUUGGACUGGCUGUGGAUGACCAGUCUCAGGCCACAACACCAGACACUACCCCAGCCCGAACACCAACCGACGAUAGCACGCCGACGAGCGAGCCAAACCCAUUCCCCUUCCAUGAAGGGAAGAUGUUUGAGAUGACACGCAGUGGUGCGAUUGACAUGAGCAAGAGGGACAUGGUGGAGGAGAGGCUCCAGUUUUUUCAGAUCGGUGAGCAUUACUACUCAGCGGGCAGGUACAGGGUCAGGGACUUAGAGGUAGAUGCCUCCCCACAAUACAGGGAUCAGUUUAAUAUUCAGGAUCCCACAGAUACCUUAACAGUCCCUCAAGUCUCCAUUCAGACUACUACUGUCCAACUAGAAAUAUCAAAUGCAACUGGCAGUUACACCACAUGCAGAGACUCAACUUCCAAUACUGAGCCUAAAUUCUCCACUUUUAGAACAGGAUUCAAGAUGUCAUCUGAAAAAACAUCUGAUGCUUCAAAUAGCAGUUCUAAAUGUAGAAUACCAAGCAUCUUUGGUCACUCUAAUGACAUAACCUCAGGAACAACUGUAGAUAGUUAUUAUUCUGAAACCUCAAACUAUAAAGAUUAUUCUAAUUUUGAUACAUCAGGCAUGACAGAUUAUUAUUCAAUUCACAGACUUCCUUCAGGUACAUCCAAUCAUUUGGAUUGGACUUCAGAAAAUCACACUUAUUACCAAAGCACAGAUUCUUCUUCUGCACUAUCAAAACAGAUUAGCAAUCCCCAAACAUGGAGCAGCAAUACCAAUUGCAACAUCCCUGACUCCCAUGAUGUCCAUUCAGACAUCAUUCAGGCUGGCAGUGUUGUGUUUAACUUGUCCUCUCUGAGACCCACUCUGCAGGAGGUCAGCAAGAUAGAAGCAUCCUUCAGCCAGCUAGAGGAGAACAGCAAGGAAGCCAAGGCUUAUAAUAAUGUGCUAAUAACAAACACAGAAGCAAAAGAGGUCAAAGGCAAGAUAUGCAAGUCCAAGCUACCAGUGAGGGCGCCCAGCGGCAAACUAUGCAGUCAAAGUCAACCAAUAGUGAAAGACAAUGUUGAUAGAUUCCUAGUAAGGAAACAUGCAAUGCAUAAUGUCAGGGAAAGAUUACAGCCUUUUAAGAAUUUAUUUCCUAAAUCUAGAAUCCCAGUAAUGAAAGCCAUGAAAUACUCCUCUUGUCCCCGAGAGAAGAAGCAGGUUGGAAAUAAAUCUGCUGUUAGUGAUAGAAGCAAUAAAACUGCCAGUGAUAAUAAAACACAAACUAAAGCCAGAUCCAGUACUGAACACAGAUACAGUUUAGUGAAAACUGCAGGUACAAUUGGCAGAAAUGAGAUGGGAAGAAAAAACAGUGCAGUGGUCUCCAAAAAUGUUAAAACAAGGUCGGUAAAAGCAGGCAAACAUUUGGACCAAACCAUUCCCAAGGAGGCUGAAAGAAAGUUAGAGGGGAAAACACUGCCCACUGAGGAAGAAGAGAGCUGCAGCCUCAGCACUACCAGGAACACUUCCUUGUCAGAACCAUCUAGAGCUUCUAGAAGUUCCUGCCCUUCACGCACCUCUACCUCCACCAGCACCACCACAUCAACACCAUCUGCUAGAGAUGUGAGAGCUGAGGUUGAGCAGGCCAGCAGUGAGAGGAGGAGGAGGAGCAGGAGGAAGAGUAGGCGGACACUUGGAGGGAAGGAGCAAGAGCAGAAGGAGCAAGGGAGUCAGGUUGAUCAACCAAUCACGACUCCUGUCACGGAGAACCAGACUAGCCCUCAGAGUCCCUGUGAGAGAACAGACCUCCGCAUGGCUAUUGUAGCCGACCACCUCGGACUCAGCUGGACUGAGCUGGCAAGGGAGAUGGAUUUCUCUGUGGAAGAGAUCAACUUUAUCAGAGUGGAGAACCCCAAUUCCCUCACAGCACAGAGCUUCAUGCUCCUAAAGAAAUGGGUGCACAGGGACGGUAAAAAUGCCACAACGGAUGCUUUAACUGCGGUGCUGACUAAGAUCAAUCGGUUGGAUAUUGUGACUUUGCUGGAAGGGCCCAUAUUUGACUACGGUAACAUUUCAGGCACACGCUGCUUUGCCGAUGAUAACGCAGUAUUCCCGGAUCAGUCCGAUGGAUACGACAAUAUAGAUCUGGAGCUGCAAACCCCCUCAGACCUGAACUACGAGCCCCCCACCCCUCUUCGCUCAGACGACUUCUUUAGCGAGGGCGAUGCUAGCUCAGACUCCCCUAGCAAGGUCAUGCUUACUAGACCUAGCGACCUCUCUCUCACUCAGACCACCAGUACGUCCAGCAGCGACCCCCCCACAGUUGCCCCAGGUCCCACCUCUAACGCCUCGAAGCCCCCCAUCGUCGGGGCCGAAGAUACAGCCUUGACCACUGAGGAAAGAGGGAUGUCUGAGGAAAAAAAUACAAGGCUGGUUUAUUAUGAAAGGGUGGAUAAUGACAGAAGGGCAGUAGAGCGAUCAGGAAAGGGAACAAACGGGCAUGCUGAGGACUUAGAGAAGGAAGCUCAGGCAGUGCAAGGUGGUAUUUUGGAGCGUCAGGGAGAGAAAGCAGCCUGCGACACUGCUCAUGGAAAUGCAAGGCAGGAAGAAGAAGAAGAGGAGGAGAUGACCCAGGAGAGGCUGCAGAGUCUGCUGGAGGACAUAAAGCAGGAGGGAGGCUUGGAUGACGAGGAGAUGACAGAGGAGAGGAUGAAUGCUAUCCUUGAACAACUACAGCAAGCAAAAAAAGACGUGUGUUCAGUUCCAGGCUUGAGAUGCGAGACGUCCGGCGCAAUCGUAGAGUCGGCAGCCCGUGGCCACGACCCCGGCACCAUGGAGGGCAGCCCCGACCGUCUGGCCACGUUGGAGCAGCCCCCUGCUCAGACCGACAGAAAGAACGGAAGUCACAUUGACACAGCCAGCGAAGGACAGGAAAAGGAGGCCAAGAGGAAGGGAUCUCAGGGGGACAGCAGCACAGCGGGGGCAAGCAGAGGACGGGAGGAUGGAGGUGAAAGGUCCCAGCACAAAGUCCAGGGGAGUGUUAGAGCUGACGAGUCCGGCUCCGAUGAGGAGACCACUGUCACUACCAGGGUGUACCGCAGACGAGUCAUACUCAAGGGAGAGGAGGCCAAAAACAUUCCUGGGGAGUCUGUAACAGAGGAGCAGUUCACAGAUGAAGACGGAAAUCUUGUCACCAGAAAAGUGAUCAGAAAGGUGGUGCGCCGUGUGUUCAACACGGAGGAAAGGAGGGAAAGUGAAGCAGACACUGUUACAGCAGAAGCAGCUGAUGGAGGUGGUGGUGGUGGUGGUGGUGGUGGUGUCGGUGUAGCGGCAGGUGGAGCAGACGCUGCUUAUUCAGCAAGACCCACGGGGGGGAAGGGCAAGAAGAAGGGGAAGCGCUCCCGACAGGGCCACAAGGCUGACAAGUCUGGAGAAAACACUGAGCCUGGAAACGGCGGCAACAAGAAACAAGGGAAGAAGAGUCAGUCGUAACAGAGGAGCUCUCAACGAAACCAGGUCCACUGACGUCCACCUGCAGCACCACACACCCUGGGAGGAAAAACAAGACUGGAAGCCUCGUCAAUCGGCCAAAACGUGUCUGAAGCUUUCACUUACAACGCAUGGUUCUCAGCAAGACAAUGCAAAACGAGUUACUUUUCUUUGAUUUCGCAUGAGCAUGUCACCAAAACUCACUCACUCUGUUGGAAACAACACCGAAAAGGACACGCAUCGACGUGAGCUGGAGCUUUCUUAUCUUCGACGAAUGAAAGGCGCCUGUGACCAAAGAUGGCACAAAAAAAGGAAAAGUAAACGCUGACGGAUAAGGAAGACUCGUGAUUCACUCUCUCCCAGACACUCGCCUUAUUAGGGUCUAUUUUUUUCCUCCUGGACCCACAGUACAGGAGUGUACCGUGUGGUUCUUUUUUUUUUAAUGAAAUAUAAUAGAACAUGGGUGAUUUUCUUUUUUUGUUGUAUAUAAAUGACACUGUAUAAAAUCCAAAAAAAAAAAAAAUCAAUAGCUUCACAGAUUGUUUAUGCACUGAUUUGAGUUGAAGCUUUGCAGAGUUGGUGCAUUUGUAUUAAGCAGCCUUGAGCGUGCGAUCCGACAUGCUCCUCCCAAGAGAAUACACAAAGGAACAAAAAAAAAAGAUGUAUGUAAAUGAGAAAUGAAUGGAAGGAAAAAAAAAAAUAACCGCUUGAUUUUAAACAAAGGACGUUUCUUUUUAAGCCAACAGCUUCUUUCGCUCAGUCUGUGAAAAAUGAUUUGUCUUCAGAGAAAUACUAUUUUGCUGCAUGGGACGUCACUUUAUUUUUAAGGCUUUCUUUUUAUUUUCCUCCAAAUUAAAAACAAACCCCCACUAUAAUACAAUUAGAGAGAUGGUACUUCUGUCUUUGUGAGCACUCAUAAUAACCCAGCCAUGUGUCAUCUAUAACUGUUUUUAUUAUAUUCUUUACGAAAAGGAAAACACACACAUCAGAUAGCAAACCUUGAGGAUUGUACUGACGGUGUCCCCAAACGUAACCAUCAGACCGGCACAUUGUGUUAUCGCCUAACUGCUAGCAGCCCCGUGUGCGUGUGUGUGCAACAUUGAAUACAAAUGUGUAUCUGUACGCCCAUCAUGCAUUCUAGAAGUGUAAGUUUAAGCUUUUAGAUCUGCUGUGGUUUUAAAAAGGGGACUUUUAUUUUGACGGUUUGAUGACUUUAUUUAACAGGUUGUAUUUACAUUAGAACAGAUAAUCACAUUUUUAGCCCCAUUAUUCAAAUAUUGUUCUUUUUUGUUUGUUUGUUAAUGGCUUAAUCACAGUAUCGAUCACACAUUGUUAAACAGCCGAUCUUCCGUUUCUGUGUAAUUUUAAAAAGAAAAUGAUGUCUGUCUUUUUUCAUACAAAGCCACCCUAAGCAUCCACUGUUGAUGAUAAAUCUGGUACCAACAUGUAUGAUGAACCAACAUAGCCUACACUGGAUGAUCCAAGUAAUUAUUUAAGCAGAAAAAAUAAAUUGUGUUUAAAUUGAA
Etheostoma spectabile (orangethroat darter) is the source of this 16181-nucleotide messenger RNA. RefSeq names its product ankyrin-3. The record is from RefSeq and is a predicted model, not a curated record. Gene Ontology annotation, molecular function: protein binding. NCBI's taxonomy places the organism in Eukaryota, Metazoa, Chordata, Actinopteri, Perciformes, Percidae. The transcript is spliced from 51 exons. Gene Ontology annotation, biological process: signal transduction. The coding region runs from base 685 to 14658 and encodes 4657 amino acids.